Vicia villosa (hairy vetch) is the source of this 738-nucleotide messenger RNA. Its product is annotated as mitochondrial pyruvate carrier 1-like. Gene Ontology annotation, biological process: pyruvate import into mitochondria. Gene Ontology annotation, cellular component: mitochondrial inner membrane. The transcript has 5 exons. The record is from RefSeq and is a predicted model, not a curated record. NCBI's taxonomy places the organism in Eukaryota, Viridiplantae, Streptophyta, Magnoliopsida, Fabales, Fabaceae. Bases 177 to 497 code for a protein of 106 amino acids.
CCCCAAAAGACAACAAUGAUGAAUCAUAAUAUAAAGUUGAUUAAAUGGACUUGCAUCUCAAUAUUCAAAGGAUAUUCUUCUCAGCUUUGUGUUUUUUUUUCUUCCACAGAGCAGAUCAAACUCUUGGCGUUCAAAACAAUAUCAUAAUUUGCAGGAUAUAAAAAUAGAGAGACAAUAUGAACACUCUCCGGUCGUUUUGGAACAGUCCUAUUGGUCCUAAAACUACUCAUUUCUGGGGUCCUACCUUCAACUGGAGUCUUCCUAUUGCGGCUGUAAUGGAUACUCAGAAACCACCUGAAAAGAUAUCUGGCAAUAUGACUACAGUAAUGUGUCUUUAUUCCGGAAUAUUCAUGCGGUUUGCUUGGGUGGUGAAUCCGCGGAACAUACAUCUUCUUAUAUGUCAUAUGUCUAAUGAGACAGUACAAUUGUAUCAACUCUCAAGGUGGAUCAGAUCUCAAAGUGACACUGAGCUGAAGAAAGAGAAAGCAGAUGAGUAAAAACCAUGUUCCAAAUGUAGGCUAUAUAGUAUGUCUUAUGCAACUUGUCAUUCAUUGUUUACUCUUUUAGUUUAAUGUGAUUUGUGGGUUAUAUUAGUCACAUUUGAGAUGAUACUCUCUUUAAGCGUCUAUGUUUUUUUUUUUGGAAGUAUUUCAUCUGAUCAUGUGAUUCAAAAUUGCAUAUGGUUUAAAUUUCUUGAAAAAUGUAACAUGAUUUGAAUGACAUAAGACAUUAUUCGAA